Eimeria mitis is the source of this 1077-nucleotide messenger RNA. RefSeq lists its product as uncharacterized. The coding region runs from base 1 to 1077 and encodes 358 amino acids. Gene Ontology annotation, cellular component: cytoplasm; nucleus. Gene Ontology annotation, molecular function: S-adenosylmethionine-dependent methyltransferase activity; tRNA binding. NCBI's taxonomy places the organism in Eukaryota, Apicomplexa, Conoidasida, Eucoccidiorida, Eimeriidae. The transcript is spliced from 6 exons. The record is from RefSeq and is a predicted model, not a curated record. Gene Ontology annotation, biological process: tRNA wobble uridine modification.
AUGGCAGAUGCUAACGUUUCAGCGUCUCCCGUGGCGUUGGACGUCCAAGGGGCCCUUCAGCAACAACAGCAGCAGCAAGACCCACAGCAAGAACAGGAGCAAGAAGAGCAGCAGAAAAAGCAGCAAGAAAAACGUGAGCGUCGCCGACAGGAACGGCAGCGGAGGCGGCGGCAGCAACAAAAGAAAACUUGCCGCCCUGAGUCUGUCUCUGUCCCCCCAGAGCUGCUGGGCGCCGCACUGGAGAGGCAGCACGUCGACUCCAUCUACGCGAAAAUCGCCCUCCACUUCAGCCACACAAGACACCGCCCCUGGCCCCGCGUCGCUGCCUUCAUCGAAUCUCUGCCGCCCGACGCCAUCUUGGUGGACGUAGGGUGCGGCAAUGGCAAGUACCUCCACUGCAGACCCAAAUGGACCAGCAGCAGCAGCAGCGAUGGCGACGGCGGCAGCAGCGGUAGCAACAGCUCCAGUCCCUAUAGCUGCUUGUCCAUAGGCAUCGACAGGUCCCGAGAACUGCUGCACUGCGCGUCAGCGCACCCGCAGGGCGCCUUGGGGCCCCGUAUACUGCAGGCAGACUGCCUAAACACCUGCAUAAGAGACGAAGUCGCCGACGGCGUCAUCUGCAUUGCUGUGCUCCACCACUUAACCACCGAGGCGAGAAGACAGCAAGCCUUGGGGGAGCUGGCGCGCAUAACGCGCCCUGGCGGCCGCAUUUUAAUAUACGUGUGGGCUCUGGAGCACGAGGCGGGGAGUGUCGGAGAGCGCAAGUUCCCCAGCCAAGACGUGUUGGUGCCUUGGGUGUAUCAAACGCACUACGAGCGGGCUCGCGAGUUAUCGAAGAGCGACGGCAGCGCAGCAGGAGACGCUGAACCAGGGUCAGCUGCUGGGGAAACUGCGGCGGCUGCUGGACCGACUGCGUCCGCCUCUUCGGAGAGGGAAGAGACAUUCUAUCGUUACUACAGAGUGUUCAGUCGAGAGGAGCUGUUGGGGCUGUGCGCCAAAGAGAAACGCUUGAAAGUCCUUGACUGCUACAACGACACAAACAACUGGGCGGUGCUGCUUGAAAGAGUCAGCUGCUGA